This is a messenger RNA of Fonsecaea pedrosoi CBS 271.37, 414 nucleotides long. RefSeq lists its product as uncharacterized. The coding region runs from base 1 to 414 and encodes 137 amino acids. NCBI's taxonomy places the organism in Eukaryota, Fungi, Ascomycota, Eurotiomycetes, Chaetothyriales, Herpotrichiellaceae. The record is from RefSeq and is a predicted model, not a curated record. The transcript has a single exon.
AUGAAUCAAGGAUCGAGUCAGCGAGAGACCUCUGGACGAGACAAAGCCAACUGGGUACAAAAGACGGAACGAUUCAAAGAUCACCAGAAAGGCUGUGAGCAAUGCCAGAGAGCAGAAUGCACAAAGCUCAAGCAAUAUUUGUAUUCCAUCUUGGACAGCCGGAUCGGCGCGAAAAGUCGAAUUUAUCUCGACAACAACUUCCAUCCCGAUCGAAAUGGCUCUUACGCCGCAGAGGUAACGCUGACGAGGUUCAGCGCGAAUCCGAAGACGGCGAAUUUGGUCUUUGAGGAGCACCCGAAGAAAGAUCCGACGGUUCCGUACACACUGGAAUUCGAGUGGAAAGAGUUGAAGAACAUGGACCCGUUACGGAAGAUCGUUGUCCCAGGCUGCGAGAUAAGCACCGAGAUCCUCUAG